GGCCCCGGGUCCCGCGCGGAGCGGGCGGGGGCGGGGCGUCGGGCCAGCUGAGCGCUCGGCUCCGACCGCGCCAGUUUGAAUGAAAGCUCCGCAAGAUGGCGGCGGCCGGUGCUGAGGCGCGGAGAGGAUAUGGAAUAUUAUCUUGUAAAAUGGAAAGGAUGGCCAGAUUCUACAAAUACUUGGGAGCCUUUGAAAAAUCUUAAGUGUCCAUUACUGCUUCAGCAAUUCUCUAAUGACAAACAUAGCUACUUAUCUCAGGUAAAGAAAGGCAAAACAAUGAUUCCAAAAAACAAUGUCAAGAAAGCUUUGCAACCUGCUGUUGCUGAGUACAUUGUGAAAAAAGCUAAGCAAAGAAUUGCUCUGAAGAGAUGGCAAGAUGACCUCAACAGAAGAAAAAAUCAUAAGGGGAUGAUAUUUGUUGAAAACACUGUGGACUUGGAGGGCCCCCCUUCAGACUUCUACUACGUCAAUGCGUACAAGCCAGCUCCGGGGAUCAGCUUAGACAACGAAGCCACCUUUGGGUGUUCGUGCACAGACUGCUUCUUGGAGAAGUGCUGUCCUGCUGAGGCUGGAGUCGUUAUGGCUUAUAAUAAGAACCAGCAAAUCAGGAUCCAGCCUGGCACUCCCGUCUACGAGUGCAACUCAAGGUGCCGGUGCGGGCCUGACUGUCCCAACAGGAUUGUACAGAAAGGCACACAGUAUUCACUGUGCAUUUUUCGAACUAGCAAUGGCUGUGGCUGGGGUGUAAAAACCCUUGUGAAGAUUAAAAAAAUGAGUUUUGUCAUGGAAUAUGUUGGAGAGGUAAUCACAAGUGAAGAAGCUGAAAGGCGAGGGCAGUUGUAUGACAACAGAGGAAUCACUUACCUCUUUGAUCUGGACUAUGAAUCUGAUGAGUUCACAGUGGAUGCUGCUCGAUACGGAAACGUGUCUCAUUUUGUGAAUCAUAGUUGUGACCCAAAUCUUCAAGUGUUUAAUGUUUUCAUCGAUAACCUCGAUACUCGUCUUCCCAGAAUAGCAUUAUUUUCCACGAGAACCAUAAAAGCUGGAGAAGAGCUGACUUUUGAUUAUCAAAUGAAAGGUUCUGGUGAGUUAUCUUCAGAUUCUGUUGAUCCCAGCCCUGCCAAAAAGAGGGUGAGAACUGAAUGCAAAUGUGGAGCAGUGACUUGCAGAGGUUACCUCAACUGAAUUUUCAGGAAUUGGAAUCGAUGAUAAAUGUGGGAUUUCCCCUAUCCCUCCAAUGAUAACAGUGUAAAAGCAUUUGGGACUCUUUCAUAGUAUGAAGACCUAUACCUAUGUUGAUUUACAGUUAAUGACUCAAGACAUUUGCCAAAUACCUUAUGCUGCUUCUGGUGAGGCUACACCAUCACGUGACACUUUUUUUGAAGUGCAUGUAUUUGAUAAUUAGAUACCAAAUGCAGAAGACAAACUACUUACAAAUCAGCACAUGCUUAGGUAAAUCUGAAUAGACAGUUGCUCCUGUUAGAGUUUGAACAGUGUUAAAAUGAGGGGGUAAUGGUUGCUGAUGGGAAACAGCUCACCUUGAUUCAAAGAAACUUAAUUCAUCUUGGGCAAAUGUACAAGUUCUAUUUUUGUUACUAUAUUGUUGUUCCUGUUUAAUACUGUUCUUGUAUUUGAGGCAAAUAUGUGAUACUGAAUUUUUACUCUAUUUUCUACUUUUACAUUAAAAGAUUCACAUUUUAAUGAUAUAUUUUAGGUACAAAAUUAAGUGUAAAAAUUUAAUUUCAGCUUGAACUCAUAUUUUGAGGCAAUCUAUACCAUUUUGGAGGUCAUAUGUCUAAGCCUGUAGUUCAUAAAGAUUUUUUAAACCUAUAGAAAAAAAAACCCUUAAAAAAAACUAUGAAAGUCCUCAAUAGCUGGCCAUUAUUCAUCUGAGAAAGGACAGGGCAGUGAUUGUAGGGCUUUUUAAAGUGUCAGGGAAGGUAUAUUGAGCACUUUAAGGGUGCAACUUAGCAUGAAUUAGUAGAGCCAUGUUGAAUUCUCUCAGUGGAACAAGAUGUCUGAUGUAAUGUACACUAACUAACAGUGCUAUCUCAAUUUUAGGCAGCUUUAACAUUUCCUUUCCAUCAAACUUAUUUUUGUAUUUCCUGCAGGCCCUUGAAAAGUAAUCUAUAUUUGAAAAGAUACUUGUUAUACAGAAGACUUUUUUUGAUGUGGUAACACUAAACUUGGCCAGAGUGUAUGCCUGAAUUGAGAACAUUCAUUGGUUGUCUUAUAAAGACUGACAUAGAUUUCCCCCUGUGUAGUAAAACCUAAAUCAAGGUAAAAUAGUUUUCUUUCUGGUUCUGGAAGCUCUAGUUGUGUUCCGCAUGAAAAUUAAAGCAAAUCAGUGUUGCUUCCGUGUCCUGAUUACGUUCCACCCAAGCUCAUUGCUCUGUGCUUAAUUAGACCUAUAAGAAAGUUAAGCAAACAUGAACUGAAUGCAAGAGCUCAGCACCUCAUACGUCUUGAUACCUAACUCUUAUUUUGCUAAAAGCGAGCCCAUUAUGUUAUAUUGCUGUCACACAACUUGUUCUUUCUCAGAGUAGGGUAAACUGGAUGCAUGUUUGGAGCCCCAUAGUAUGUCUGUUAACCAGAAUUUGCAGAAUGUGCCAAGAUAAAUAUAUGUAUAAAUUUUU
Jaculus jaculus (lesser Egyptian jerboa) is the source of this 2636-nucleotide messenger RNA. RefSeq names its product SUV39H2 histone lysine methyltransferase (gene Suv39h2). The record is from RefSeq and is a predicted model, not a curated record. Gene Ontology annotation, cellular component: nucleus. The transcript is spliced from 5 exons. Bases 130 to 1185 code for a protein of 351 amino acids. Gene Ontology annotation, molecular function: zinc ion binding; histone H3K9 methyltransferase activity; protein binding. NCBI's taxonomy places the organism in Eukaryota, Metazoa, Chordata, Mammalia, Rodentia, Dipodidae.